UUCAAGUUCAGCGCGUCCUCUCUCUCUACUGCAUCGAUCCUCUCUUAUUGCAGUGUACUGAAACGGAAAUCUCUCUCUCUAAGAAUCCGUUCUCUCUCUCUCUGGAUUCCUGACCACCCAUUCAUUUGAUUUGUACAGAGAUUGCACAGAAUUGAAAGAUAGAGAGCGAGAGGGUGAAAGAAUCAGUCAUGGUUACUGUUUCUCCUCUAGCGAAAUACAAACUGGUUUUCUUGGGGGAUCAAUCGGUUGGGAAAACCAGCAUUAUCACCCGAUUUAUGUAUGACAAGUUCGACAACACUUACCAGGCUACAAUUGGGAUUGACUUUCUGUCAAAGACGAUGUACCUUGAAGAUAGGACAGUCCGCCUGCAACUUUGGGAUACUGCUGGGCAGGAGAGGUUUAGGAGCCUCAUUCCAAGCUACAUUCGGGAUUCUUCUGUUGCUGUUAUCGCGUAUGACGUUGCAAAUCGCCAGUCUUUUCUAAACACUCCGAAGUGGAUUGAGGAAGUACGUACUGAGCGUGGUAGUGAUGUCAUUAUUGUCCUAGUUGGAAACAAAACCGAUCUUGUUGACAAAAGGCAAGUUUCUGUAGAGGAAGGGGAUGCCAAGGCCCAUGACCUCGGGGUGAUGUUCAUUGAGACCAGUGCCAAAGCAGGUUUAAAUAUCAAGCCACUCUUUCGUAAGAUUGCUGCUGCACUGCCGGGGAUGGAGACUCUGUCUUCUACAAAACAAGAGGACAUGGUAGAUGUGAAUCUGAAGACUACAAUAAAUGCAUCUCAAAUGGAGCAACAGCCAGGGGGCUGUAAUUGCUAAAUUUAAAGUGCCAUCUGAAGCUUCUAUGUUGGGCAGAGAGAACAUUGGUGACUGCCAAGAGAUUUGCCAAUAGUUGAUCUUAAGUUCGUACUGCAGUUCGACUUGUAGAUUUUGGCUGUUUAUGAGCACCACUUGGGUUGUAGUGGUUGAUAGAGAGGUUAGUUGAUUGGUUCAUUCUUUUAGUUAAAUGAAGCCUGAGGGCCUCACUAUAGAUGUAAGAUGCUUUAUCUUUUUGGGAAUUGUUAGAUGUGAUUUUAUUUUUUCCAUGUUGAAUGCCAUAUUCCUCAUAA
Molecule: messenger RNA, 1102 nt
Organism: Amborella trichopoda
Lineage: Eukaryota; Viridiplantae; Streptophyta; Magnoliopsida; Amborellales; Amborellaceae
Product: ras-related protein RABH1e
Molecular function (GO): GTPase activity; GTP binding
Source: RefSeq, a predicted model, not a curated record